Manduca sexta (tobacco hornworm) is the source of this 8541-nucleotide messenger RNA. RefSeq lists its product as uncharacterized. The transcript has 6 exons. Lineage: Eukaryota; Metazoa; Arthropoda; Insecta; Lepidoptera; Sphingidae. Gene Ontology annotation, cellular component: membrane. Bases 200 to 1087 code for a protein of 295 amino acids. The record is from RefSeq and is a predicted model, not a curated record.
AAGUCGCUCGGUAUAAAAACUAAAAAAUAACAUUCCUCUUCAGUUUUAUCUUAAAACACCGGCAGAUGUUACUAAAUCCAAAUCAUUCUUCGCGGUGACUCCUAAACAACAAUAUUAUUUAACAUUAACGUAUAAAUGGUAUAGGAGCGAAGUCGCGUCGUGUUUAGCUGAGUGAUACGGUAGCUAAGGAGAUCGCAAAAUGGUUUAUCGCAUUGUACAGAAGAAUUUUUUUACAAUUUCCAACUUAAUGACGACUACGCUGGUGAAACUUCUAUGCCUACUGCUGGUGGUAUGUUCGGCGCACACUCUUCAGCUGGACAGCCAGGCGUCGACCCGGCGGCCAAGGGUCACCAAAUACAGCAAGACCACCGUCGCUCCUGGCGGGUCUACCGAACCGGCGACAGAGCGCAGUCUGAUGACGGCGACGUAUCGGCUGCAGGGCAGCGGCGGCGAGACCUGCAUCCUUCUGACUGUCGACGCGCUUCUAGACAUAUCUUAUGUGACCAAGUUGAAUGAACGUGCUGACGCAAACACCUUCGUUCCCAACAACGCGAAUGUCGGCGGCAUGUGUAAGGACGGCGAUGCAGAGACCCUCGUGCUCACCUUCAAGGAGUUCUCGCUGGAGUGGUUCUUUGCUAAGACGCCAGGAGGCGAACGCUGGUACGCUGAGAGUCUUCGUCUAACCUACAACUCAAGCGCCAGGAUCUUGGAGCACGCGGCCAACCAGAACCGACGGGUUUCCCUCACCAGUGAUUCCAGGGUGCUUCUCUUCCCCACUCCUGUAGGAAAGUCCUUCUACUGCCCCGAAGAGACUGUUAUUGAGUUAUCUGAAGAGGAUACUAGCCCCAACACAGGACACCGCGCGAAACUCUACCUCCGCCAGAUGCGUCUUCAACCGUUCAUGUUCAAACGCGACGGUGAGUUUGGCCCCGCGUGGCACUGCUCGGACUCGGCCCGGGCACGGUCCGAAGCCGCUCCUGUGGCGGUCGGGGCUGCUUUAGCCGUCGCCACAGCAGGCACCCUCGUCGGAUACGCCAUCUGGCGUUACCUGAAGGUCAAGAAGGUGCAAUACGAUACUAUGGAAUGAGAGCCCGCCCACGUAUAACACUCUGGGUGUUAUAUGGAUUUUUUUGUUUUAAUGGACGUAGCUAUUGUCAAAAGGAAGAAAAAUCUGAGUUUAACAGGAACUUUUAAUGUUUUUUUGAGAAUUGGGAAGGUUUUGGGGGGAAAUUGGUAUCAAAAUUAUUACGGUAAAUUAUGAUUUUUUUUAAGUAAGGAUGGUGAUCAAGGCAGCUACGUCUAUAACAUCGUGCCAUUAUAAUUAAAAAUUCAAUAAUCGGAUAAUUUAUUUUACGUAUAAAGUUUUUCAUCAGUACCUCCAAUUGAAAUAAUUUUAAAGUGAUUAAUUUAAUAAGAAUUACUUCAUUUUUAUCUUUAUGUAUAAAUUAUUUUUAAUGAAAACGCUUUGACAAAAUUAGAUACUGUUUAAUCUGAUCUAAGGAGAAAAAAAAAGAGCCAAAUAGUUAGUACUGAUUAAAAAUUUUAUAAGUUCGAAGGUUUAUAAAAAAGUUUUCUUUUAAUUAAAUCCUUAUGGCAUAAGUAUUAUGCAUUAUAUUUGAAUAGAAGCGGAUUUAUCCGUCUCGAGUAGAUGCGCACAAUUUCUAUUAAAACGCCUAUAGACGUUUAUCGAAAUUAUGACGGAUAUAUGCGUUGUGACUAAGACGAUGAAAUUUUUUGAUUACGAUCAUUACAUUAUUUAAUUAUUUUAGUGAACUGAAAGUAUUGUUUACCACAAAUUUUCGUAUUACGUUUUGACAGCGUAUAUUUUAAGUAAAUUACUUUUGAAUUUCUUUACCAUUUACAGAUUUCUUUACCAUUUUUUAUAAUAAGUUUUAAAACAGGUCUAAAAAUAUUUAUAUUUUAGUUGUUAAUAUUUUUCGAUUCAAUUUAUGAUUUGAUUAUUUAGCGUGUUAAAUUAGAUUAAGAAUCAUGUCAUUACCUAAAGGUUUAGAAGUAUAUAUAGGUUACUCAGAGUGAAAUAUCAAAGCCAGUUAAGAUAUAAAUGAAAUUCGCUGCCACUGGGUAGCAAAAAAUGCAUUUUGCCUCCUUAAAUUUCUUGACAAGCGUGCUACCGCGUGUCUAAGCGAUAUUUUGCUACCCACAGCGAAAUAUCGCGUAUAUUUUAAACAGGAUUUAUUCAGUGAGAUAUAUUUAAAUGUAUGCCAAUUUCUUGUAUCGAUAAGUAAUUAAGAUUGUUAUGCGAACAUAUAGCAUUAGGAUAGGACGUGUAAUGACGUUUUUGAUGGUUUUAAAUGGUCGGAGAGGUUAUGUUGGAAUUUUUACUUGCUUAAUUGGUGAAAUGCUAUAUAUUUAUUGGUUUUGUGGGAGUGUACUUAGAAUGAGAAAUCGGUAAGAUCUGGAGUGCGAAUUCUAUUCUCUAUUUUAGGUAAUAGGCUCCUUCUUUGUACUACUACGUGGCUGAAAUAUGAACCGUGGGUUAAAGCAACAUGUCUGAUAUUUAAUGUAUCUCAAGGACACAAUAUUUGAACUGAACUGCUCUUUGUAUCAAUUUAAGUCAUGAUUGACAUAAAAAAGUGAGUAAAGAAAUAAACUGCAGUAAUAUUAUUUUGCCUAAAGCUAGCCACACAUUAUAAUAAACGUUCUCUGUCAAACUCCUUAGAAUUGUUUCGUUGGUUUUGGAAAUACAUAGUGUCGUAGAAUGAAGGUUAUCAGAGCAAAUAAAUCCUUUUCAUUCGAUUGCAAAAACUACUCAAAAAAUUUGGUUUUGGUUUAAAUGUUGACAUAUCUCUGUAGACAUAUCAUGCGUACUAUAUCGCAACAAUAUUAGCCAUUAAUCUUUAUUAUACUUGCUUAACUUGUUAAGUUUAAUGGUGAAGGAAAGCAUGGUGAGGAAACCUGCAUACCUGAGAAAUUCUCCAAGCAAUUUGAGGGUGUGUGAAGUCUACCAUCCGCACUAAGCCAGCGUAGUUGACUAAGGCCUAAUCCCUCUCAGUAGUAGAGUAGGUCCGUACCCAGCAGUGGGACAGUAUAUAAUACAGGGCUGAUUAUAUUAUUAUUUUUAUCAUACUUGCUUGAUAAAAACUUCUGCCAAAGAGAGGGUUAAGGCUAAUAAGCCUUACUUUAUGUUAUUUUAUGUCAUAUCCUUGCAGUGCACAGGUUUUUUUACUCUAUCUAUCAUAGCUGGGCAUUAUCCUUUAGAGAGAGAAAGUAAUAUCAAGAAAUAUUGACUCCAUUUAAAAAUGCUUUGACAGCUGUCAAAAACGUCAUGACAAAGAAUUCAAAAUGGUCGCGUUUGUAAAGCAGUAGCGAUGUUCAGAUAUUAUUUAUAUGGUAUAAAUGUGUAUAUUCUGAAGUUUUUUGGAAUAGCUAAGUCAGAUUUGAGUAAACAGUUACAAAUUAUAAAAAUGCACCUGAAAAUAUGCAUUGCAUUUACAAAAUUAUAAAGCACAUAUAUAUCGCUAAAAAUAUUUAAAUUUUGUGUGUGUGUGUGAUUUUUAUAAGUACUCUCUGCUUAACUCUUCUAAAAGAAUGAGAAUAUAAAAUAAUAUUGUAGUAAUAUUGCAUUUAUUCCUGACUUAGCUAUUCCAUGUAAACUUAACAAAUCAUUUGUGUAGUGUUUUCAUGAGAAGUUAGAAGGAGCAUUAAUAGUUUAAAUUGUUGAUGGUUGAAUAAUGUAAAAAUGUAUUUAACCCCCAUACCACCCACAUAGAAUAAGUUAAAGAGAUUCCUAACCUAAAUAUAGAAGGCGCUGAUGCCAGGAAGUGUAUUGCUACAAGCAUAGUCACAACAUGAAUCACCGGUGAUACAUAUUGAUUUUUAUCCUUACUUGUGAGUGCGUGGUGUUGUGUGUAGUUCCAUCGUGAUUUUGUAUUAUAUAUCACCGGUGAUACAUAGUUAGGUAUGAAUCACCGGUGAAUCAUACGCCAAUCUUUCGAUAAAACUUUUAUUAGCAUCUAAAGGUUGGGAAUCUCUUGUAUAUUAAUGGUUUCGUCAUUCGAAGGCUUAUUAACCUUCAGAAUAAGGAAAUUGUUGAUUGCUCAGUAGGCUGUUAUAAGUUAUACUAUUAAUAUAGUGCCCGCUUACCUUACGACUAAAGCACAUCCUUUAUUAUGAAGGAAAAAAUAUUUUGGCGGUAGCAAUUAAAUCUAAAUGACACCAAUUUGUCAUUCGUGACUCAUAAGAUCGUCAUUGGUUAUAUGCGAAUGACAAAAAUAAUUAUUGAAAAGCGAGUUUCUAGAAGUAAUUGCCUACUGAGCGUAAUAUUUAUAAAUUAUAUUACAUUAGAUUAUGGUUAACUAUCAUAAUACAUAUCAGAUGAUAAUAAUAUAUAAUUUUAUCUACAUUAUUGUAAUUAUAAUCGAUAUGAGUGUAUUGCCACGCUUUAACAUUUAUUUUGAGAACAAAAUUUGGUUCUUCCUCAUUAAUGAUUUGUCCAAAAAUUCGAUUUCGUAAUGUUAAAAUAAUCUCCAGGGAAACAUCUGAAAACUGGUAAUGUAUUUAUAUCCUUUCUUAACUAAUGUCGUGUUGUCAAAAUGAAAAAAAAAUAGUUGACAGUAUUUUUAUUACUUUAUUUUCGCAGAAAUUACAAUAAUAAUAGUUAUUUUCUUAUAUCUACGUUUACAAAAUACAUCUUAAAGCGUGGUAAUUUUAAAAUAUAAUUGUUUUGUGAAUUGUUUGCGGUGUAGUGAAGACUACGAACGAUAUUACGUGUACAAGCAAUAACAUGUUUUUAUUCGAACGCCAUAGUUUGACGUGAUGGCUGAUAUUCGAUGUUGUAUUGUGACGCAACGCCUGGCACUGGUGUUGCUGUAUAAUAGCGUUUAUAAAUAUUCUUUUUUCAAACGGUUGUCGUCGCCGCCAUAUUGAAAUGGCGGGAAAUUUAAAAUAGGAAUUACUACUAAUGCGUCGAAGGGGUUUGAUGAUUAAUGACAUUCAAUAUUUCUCAUGAUGGAAUGAAAAUAAAAUGAUCUAAAGGCUACGGAUAAGCGGAUUUCAAAAUGUUGGCGAUAAGAACCGUUGUUUAGAUUUAAUGUUUUCCUCUUAAAAUAUUGAUAAUUUAUGUACAUAUCCCAUCUUAUUUCAUUGAUGUGUGUUGUUUAUAAGAAUACUAACAUAUGAAAUACCUGUAUAUUUUUUAAAUUGAUGAUACUCUGUUUAGACGAGAAGUAUAAGACCUUCAUUAUAUAUUUUUUAAGCACGUAAGAAUGAUUGUGUAUAAGAAUUUAUUAUAAAUCCUAGAUGAUAGUUUAAACAUAUCCAUAUUUAUUACAUUUUAUGAUAUUAAUUGAGACAGAUGAAAUCUGUGUAUGUUACUCUUAUGUAUAAUAAUUAUUUUGUAAUGUAUUAAUCAUGUAGAUAUUAAUGUUUUAUGUAAGUUUUGUUUUUAUAAUAUUUCGAUCUACCUCGUCUUUCUUCCCGUAUAAUUAAAUUAUAUUUUUGAAUAUUUUAUGCUUGUUUUUGAGUUGAAACAUUUUGCCUAUUUUUUUCUACCACUUUUUAGGGUAAUGGAUAGUAAUAUAUUAUAUUUUUAGUCUGAUAACACUGGUGGCCAGGUGUUGCUAGUUAAGUGCGCUGUGUGUUAUCGCUUUCUGAAGUCGCAAGACUUUCUAUUUAUUUAUCGUACAUAUAUCAUAUAUUAUUAAAUCAAUUUAACUACAUAUCCUUUUUAUAUUUUAAGAAAUGGAUCGUCUGGUUUAGUUUUAAGGAACUAAUAUUAUACUUCAACGCUUAGUUCCAGAUUAUGACGCCAUUUUAAAAUGUAAUGGUUCUAUAUUAUUCAUGGGUUAAAGUUAGACUUUUUCUACCAAUUGUAUAAUCCAUAUCAUGGUUUAUAAAUAUUUUUACAACUAGACGAUCCUGAAUCUCAUAUUUUGUAGUAAGUGUGAUAAAAUGUGAAUGUUGAUUGUUACUAUUUAUUUUGUAUAUAAAAUUAGCUUUUACGAGAUGUAUUAAAAGCAGUUCAAGUAUUUGAGUCAAACGGAAAAAUAUCGUUACAAUUUAAUAGAAUAUAAAAUAUUCCAACCUCAUUGGAAAUCCUAGUGUGAUUGCCAAUUUAGGUUUUAUUAACUAUAAUUUAAAAUGUAUUCCAAUACUUUCCAAAAAUACUAUUGUUUCGUUCUAGAGCCACGAAAAGCGCAGCGUUAAAUUUUUUAAAGGUGGUUGAUGUAGCUAGCUGGCCUAUCGUGAAAAUAAAUUGGUUCUAUGGGAAAAGAAAGUGACAGAAAAAGAAUAAUUCAGAUAACUUUUGAAACCAAGCAACGCACGUAUUAACAACCCUGCUUUCAGUAGUACAACGCUUGCGCCAGAAAUAGUAGAGCAACGCAAAAAACGCCAUAUUUAGAAUGAAUAUUGCUAUAGCAAUUGCGAGAAGUUAAACUUUCUUCCUACAUGUGAGUGUCAUUUUUUAAAUUUAUGAGCAACUCAAAUCUUUUUUAAAAGAGUGGCUCUAUCGUAUGAGAUUGUAAAAAAAAUAGUAUAUUUUAUUUCUAUCAUAGUUUGGACUCUAUUGGGGAUACAAAUUAUAAUAAUCAUUACGUUAAAAGAAGCGGAAUCUAGUAUAUUCUUUUUUCAAGCAUUUUUUGUUCUUUAUUUGAAAACUGUCUAUCAAAGACCUAGGAUAAUUCAUGCAAAAAAGUCAGCAUAAUGAAACUACCUUGGUCAUCCCAUUACAUUUAUUUAAAUUGCGGAAUGUGAAAAGCGAAAGAUUAAUAAUACAUCUCGUAAAAAAAUCUUCAUAUAAACUCGUGUUAAGGUAGAUUAAGUUAGAUUUUAUAGUCCCAUUCUUGGCUUCUUGCUGUAAUAUAGCUUUGGUUUUGCAGUUAUGAGCUGUUUACAGCUUUGUUUUUGCCAUUACGGUCAAAGUUUAUGUGGGUCGACUUGUAUAAAGACAAAUUUCUUUCAUUAGCAUAAAAUGUUCCUCGAAUGGUAAAAGUAUUAACUGUAGAGAAAAUAAUCAUAUAUGUACGCUCAAUGUGGUUUUCCCGCCAGAAUUUCGGUACUAGAAACAACAAGUGAUAUUGGUUGAGGUCGGAGGAUAUUAGCAUUCUAAUAAUUCUGGUUUUGGACCUUAAAUUAUAAGGUAGAGUCAGAUAGAAACAACUUUUUACCACUAAUACGUUUUUUAAUACAAUUAUCACAAAAAAUCAUAAUCUUAAAUUGUUUAAUAGCACUAACCUCUACACAUGGAAUUUGGUGGACUUAUGCACUUUGAGAAUGCGUUCUAAUAAAGAAUAUUAAAAAGACGAAACGGCAGUUGAUAAAGUUCAAAUACAAUAAGUCGUUUUCAACUAUAGAUUCACGAACGAAACCUAUAUAAGGUACCCACAUUAUACUUUGACCGUAAAUUAAUUUCAAUAUAACAUUAUCGCUUUCCUCGUGUUGUGUAAAUAUUUCUGAACCAUAUCAUUCGGAAAAUUAUAAAUAUCCUUUAUCUAUCCUUACUCUUUCGAUAUAUCCGAAAAUAUCUUUUACUAGAUUAACUAUUUUCCUAAUAUUUUUAAUGGAACUUCUGUAGAUUGUUUUCUCAAUAGUGUUUUAGUGAUAACGGUGCGUUUGUAAUAAAAUAAAUAAUGUAUUAAAAAAAAGAUAUAUUAUAUGCCAUACAAUUUGUCUUCCAAACAACAUUGAUCUUAUACCAAUAGAGUAAUCGUAGCUUAUUAUAUGUAAAUCGUAAUUUAAAAGGUGGUGGUUUACGGCUUUAAUAAUGCUUAGAUAUGGCGGCGUACGGAGGUGUUUUGAAAUUUGUACGAAACUUAAACGAAUGGUAGAACAUUUUACAAAAAAAAAUAUUGAUCGGUCGAACAGUUUGCACAAAAUUUAUCGAACGUUCGAACAGUGUACAAAAAAUAAACGAAGGGCCGAACAAAUUAGUAUAUUCGUGUUUUGAUAAAACAGUAAAAAGCUGGUGCACCUUAAUUGAAUAACAUCUCUUCUCAUCAUUCUCUUUAGAACAAUUUAGAGAUAAACUCAUCAGGUGAGGUGCAUAUGAAUAAAAUACUUUUAUGACGUGAAAAAAAUUUAUUAUAAAAAAAUGUGUAAUCUAAAACAAUUCUGUAUUUGUUUAUUUUUCAUAAUAUUAACAUUAUAUACCGAAACUGAAAGUCGUAGGAGGUUGCUGGAUGCGGGCUUACAAUAGGUCGAUCUGAAAUCUUUGGGGAGGCCCAUGUUCAGCAGUGGACAUCCUGCGACUGACGAUGAUAUUGAAAUUAAAGAAUUAUGUACAGUACAUAAAACUGAUUUUUUUUAUGUAAGCACUUUGGUAAAAAAUACGAAACGUCCGCCGCCAUUUUAACCAUCUAUAUAAAUUGAAAGUAUUGUAUAAGAUUUCAUGUACCCUCGCUGUUAAUGUAUUGUAACCAUUGCUUGUUAUGUCUGUAUAUCAUAAGUGAACCACAAAUGUACUGCACACGGUGUAAUGGCUCAGAAUCACCACCGAAUAAUAUAAGUGACAUAUCUCAAAUUAUUGUAAUUUAGUAAGUUCGUUUAUUGAAUUGUCUUUAUGAAUAAAUGACGUCAAAAUUA